Spea bombifrons (plains spadefoot toad) is the source of this 1571-nucleotide messenger RNA. RefSeq names its product synaptotagmin 8 (gene SYT8). Gene Ontology annotation, biological process: regulation of calcium ion-dependent exocytosis; calcium ion-regulated exocytosis of neurotransmitter; cellular response to calcium ion. The record is from RefSeq and is a predicted model, not a curated record. NCBI's taxonomy places the organism in Eukaryota, Metazoa, Chordata, Amphibia, Anura, Pelobatidae. Gene Ontology annotation, cellular component: synaptic vesicle membrane; axon; dense core granule. The transcript is spliced from 9 exons. Gene Ontology annotation, molecular function: clathrin binding; calcium-dependent phospholipid binding; calcium ion binding. The coding region runs from base 179 to 1357 and encodes 392 amino acids.
GUGACACUCUGUGGGUGUGGUGUCCCUUAACAUUGUUAUAUAGUUGAAUUUCCAGUUCUUUGUGUAGGCAAAGGGGGACUUGGAAGACUGGAAAACAGAUCGAAGAAGCAGGAAGCCUGCGUGCUUCUGCUGCACCGGUAUACCGGAAGGGGAAUCUCUCCUCUCUCCAGCCACAAACAUGGCCAAAAACACAACUAUCAUUCCUGCAACUACAGUUCAUCAACAUACCACAGCUGAACCAGAAUCAUGGAUAGAUGGUAUUCUGAACCGUAUCCCACUGCCACGAUGGGCCAUUUACACGCUAGCAGGUGUAGCAGCGUUCUUACUCCUUCUGAUAUUCAUCUGCUGUCUUUGUUGUUGUUGCCGACGUAAGAACAAGCAAAAAAAGAAAGAGAAAAUCAACCUUGGGAAUGUACAGAGCAGCGUCACUACCAGCCUGGUGCAGCCUGAUAUUGAAGGACUACAGAGGUCGCAGGAAAACGAGUAUCGGGGUCGUCUACAAUUCUCGCUGGAGUAUAACUUCCAGAGGGAAGAGGUCACAGUAGCAGUGAAACAAGCAGCAGCACUGAAAGCGAUGGACAGUGGUGGCACAUCAGACCCGUAUGUCAUAGUGUAUUUAACCAACGACACCCGUAAGAAGAACGAAACCAAAGUACAUCGCAAGACAUUACACCCGGUCUUCAAUGAGACCUUCAUUUUUAAGGUCCUGCAAUCAGAGGUACCAGAGACAGCCGUUGUAAUGCAGGUUUUUGAUUUCAACCGAUUCUCCAAACAUGAUGUGAUAGGAGAGCUGCGUCUAGCACUGGGGGAGAUGGAGCUCCAGCAUGUUAUUGAAGAGUGGAGGGACCUGACUCCUGCAGGAAAACCAGAGCAAGAGCGUCUGGGGGAAAUUUGCUUCUCUUUGAGAUAUGUACCCAGCACAGGGAAACUCACUGUUGUCAUCCUUGAGGCAAAGAAACUCAAAAAAAUGGAUUCAGAUGGCUUUUCCGACCCGUAUGUAAAGGUGCAGCUUGCGUUAAAUAAAAAGAAAUGGAAGCGCAAAAAGACAGGGGUGAAGAAAAACACAAUCAAUCCAUAUUUUAACGAGGCUUUCACCUUUGAGGUUACACUGGAACAAAUUCAGAACGUGGACCUUAUAAUCACAGUGUGGGAUCAUGAUAAAGUCAACAAGAACAAACAGAUCGGAAAAGUGUUUUUAGGGUGUCGAGCAUCAGGAAAUGCCUUGCGGCACUGGUCGGACAUGCUUGCCCAUCCCCGACGCCCCAUGGCACAGUGGCACAAUUUGCAGCCGGCAGAAGAAGUGGACAAGACGCUGGGACUGAAAUCCAAUUUCAAACUGCCCAUCCCACGCAGCUAAAUUCCUUCACCAGGGCUGCCUGAUCAAUUUAUUGAGUGAUCCAUCAACUCUUUAUUGAUUAACGCUAACACCAUACAUUGUGGUGAGGAAUCUGAUGGAGACUUCCACAUUCAAUCAACACAAGAUGCAUGGAACACUAUUCAGUACUGAUUCAUAGCUGUAAUAUAUAUUAUUGAAUCAUGGUUGCUGUGUGGGAAUGUCUACACUGUUUUCU